Chelmon rostratus (copperband butterflyfish) is the source of this 2963-nucleotide messenger RNA. RefSeq names its product protein phosphatase 1, regulatory subunit 18 (gene ppp1r18). Lineage: Eukaryota; Metazoa; Chordata; Actinopteri; Chaetodontiformes; Chaetodontidae. The transcript has 3 exons. The coding region runs from base 124 to 1968 and encodes 614 amino acids. The record is from RefSeq and is a predicted model, not a curated record. Gene Ontology annotation, molecular function: phosphatase binding.
GCUUACAAGGCUGCUUGUGAAGUCACCAAAGAGAGCAAACAGGAGGCGCAAACGUACAGUGACACUGGAUUAGAGAACCUCAUUCAUGAUGUUACCCCCAGAUCCCCAAAAAGAAUUGCACCCAUGGGGAUCCCACAAGGUCCCCUCGAGAUUCAAAUCCCCAGAACUGUGUUUUACGUAGCAGAAGAAAUGGUGGAGAAAAAAAAGGCUGUGGGUCCAAGCGACGAGGGGCCAGACUGGGAAGAAGGUAAAAGGGUUGAGAGGAGGGACAGCUGGAGGAUCGGAAAACCCCUGAGCCGCAUCGAGUCCUUGCGAGAGAAAAUCAGACAAAGAGAGCAGAAACAAAGAGAGGCAGAGGAUGGAGGUGGGAGCGAAGGCGCAGAGAUAAAUGUCAGUCAGCCAGCUGAGGACAGGCAUGAAGAGAGGGGAAAUGAAAUAGAGACAGAGUGGGAAGCUGCAGAUCAUAUGCGGAAGAGACUGAUCGAAGCAGAGAGGGGACAGGAGGAGGCAGCAGGGCAGACAUCCAUGACUGCAUUUGACGUCACACAGGAAGUCAGCGUGUUGAAAACCUGCCCUCAGCUUCCUGUUCCUGUCCCACACUCGCAAGCUGUCAGAGAGGAAGUAACAAUCGAGUACGCCACCGCUGCCUCAGAAGUGAUCUCUGAUAGCGCCCAGUUAUCUGAGGACGAAGACGACCCUGUGAAACAUGUGGAGGAACAGCUGAGACGCCACAGGGGCCAGAUCGAGAACCGAGAAGAGCACAAGGAGGAGGAGAAGGAGCUCUCAGAGGAGGAGUUAGAGGAAUCGACUCUUGAUCCUGUGCAAUCUCUCUCCCCAUUGCCGCCUCAUUCCAACUCCCUCGCAGCCAUGAGUCGGAUCUACAACUUGGAAACAGUUGGCUCGAGGUCGGGCUUGUGUCUGAGGGAGAGGACUGUGGACAUCCCAUCAGUGCACCUUGUUAAAGUGAAGCCCCUCAUGUCAAACGCACAGCAGGGCGACAGCAAAGCAUUCCCAGGUGAGGACAUUUGUGCGGUUCAGACAAUACAACGACAGAUAGAGCAGUUUCAGCUGAAAGAGCAGGAAGUGCUGAAGUCUUGUACAUCACCAAACACUCCUCUUAAGGACAGAGAGACAAGGGGGCAGCAAAGCCCCAGAGGACUGUUAAAGCCCCAGGUGAAGGACGAUGUCAAGAUCCAGGAAAAAGAUCAAGAAACAUCAAUCCCCAAAGUGACUCCUCAGCGGGUUUGUUCUCCAACAUCUCUGUUCAAACAAUCCAACCAAACUAUUACCAUCACCCCUCCACAUCUCAGGAGCCAAUCCCCAGACAAUACCCUGAAACUCUCUGAUUGUGCCCUGACCCCGGCCUCCUCCCCGAACUCCCUAUCUCCUGCCCAGUCUCCUAGUGUCUCUCCAGCUCCCACCCCAUCGCCCACGCUCUUCUCCAUCAGGAGUGCCUCUGGAGGUAAAGUAAAGAGAGGUGCCACCAUCACAAUCGCUCCAAAAAAGUCUGGGGGAGGAAGUGGCGCCACAGGGUCAGCUGCGGGGUCCACGGCAGCGGGGUCCACGGCAGCGGGGGUGACACCCGCAAAGACCUCAUCACAGCAGGCCCAGACAACCUCUGCUGUGGCUGAGCCAGCAAAGAAGAAGUACCCCACAGUGGAGGAGAUUGAGGUGAUUGGCGGAUAUCAGAACCUGGAGAAGUCCUGUCUGAUCAAGAACAGAGGGACCCCAAAAAAGGGAAAGGUGUGUUUUGACGAGGACCAGCUGGAGCAGGUGUGUGAGUACCCAUCAGAGACCUCCAUGCUGGCUUAUAGCCCCUACCCUCAUGACCUGUGGAGGCUGCAGGGAGAGGAAGCGCAGGAGGCGGAGGCUGAAGUGGAGGGAGCAACGAUUAUGUCCAAAAGCACAAGGAACGCGGGGGCUGCAACAAGACGGGGUCUAAGAGUGGAUGAGUCUUGCCCUCGGUAGAAGCCGGUCGCCUCGCCAAAAUUGCCCAUGUGAUGAGAUGACCAACAUUUUGUUGAAUAUGACGUGAUUUUUUUUUUGGUUUGUUGAAUUUGAAUUGUUGAAUUGAGUGUUGGAGUGAGUGUAAUCCUUGUGGUGGUUUUGUUUUAUCUAGCAUCAGCAUGAAUGAGAGAUGUGGAAGACAUGUACAGUCCAGGUUGUUCUAUGCAGUUGAAAAGGGAGAAUAAUUGUGUUUACUGGGGAAGUUAUUGCCUAGUUUAAUUUUCAGGGAAUCUGAGGGACAAAUGUGAAUGUAUAAGUGCGGUACAUAUUAUAUAAUACCCUCAGGUAUGCACUGAAGGAUCACUUGUCUAUGCAAUAUAAUGAAACCGAUAAGAUUUUAUUUUUUAGUUGCUAUAUUUGAUAGUUUCUGGAGCCUAGAUUUAAGUCAGCACUGCCUCAGCACAGAAGAGUGAUGUUUAUAUCAUCUGGUUUCAUGUGCCUGCUGGAUUUGCUCAUACAGAUGAUAUGAAGAUCAGUUUAUUUGGACAUUUUCUGAAAAAAGCCCUCCUCUCAGCGGGUGUUGUGUUGAGCGUUGCAGGAACAGGGGCGGUGCAAUGUGUGCAGAACAGUUUUUUUAGUGGUCUCGUUGUGGGGUUUAAUUGAGCCUUACUGUUCAUAAUGACAACUUUGGUAACAGUUCAGUUAAUGUAUAUGGAUAUAAAUAAAGGGAUUAUUCUAUUGUUUUUGUCAUGUGGAAGCAGAGAGCACAGUGUGAGUGAAAAUCUCUGAGAGGAAGCAGAGAACAAUUCAAUUCACAGACUAACUUCAUAUUACAGCUGCUAUCUGACAUUUGGCUGUAUUACAAUUAUAACAUAAUAUAUACUUGUAUUUCUUGUUUGUAUAUGAAUAUUUUAAUUGGUGAAAGAUGCAAAUUAUGUGCAAAUUAUUUUUUUCUAUGAUGGUUGAAGAAGCUGGCUUCAAGAGAAAAAAAAAUCAAAUAAAUAUCUCUGAAAACA